AUGACAAAACACUCCAACGCGUUCCAAGUCCACGAUGAGCGCUUCCACUCCAUCCUCGGUCAAUCACCGUCGCUAGAACUACUAGCAGAAAACGAAUCAUACCCGUUCGCCCACGAAGCCGGUGUUUUCAUUGCCUCCACCAACCAUCUGUUCAUAACCAGCAGCCGCAUCACAGACGCCCGGGGCGAGCAAUCCGUCCGCAUCACCCGCGUGCAUCUCAAUGAAACACCAGUGAAAUGUGAAGAAAUCCCGACCAGCAUCCCGCUCGCAAACGGCGGCGUGAACUACGGCGAUGACGGGGUGCUCAUAUGUGGCCAGGGGUCCAUGACGCAGCCCAGCGGACUCUAUCUCAUGUCCACGGAACCACCAUACACCAGCAAGCUCCUGAAGGCGGACUUCUACGGCCGACCGUUUAGCUCCGUGAACGAUGUCGUGGUCCACUCGGAUGGGUCGAUCUGGUUUACGGACCCGACUUACGGCUUUGAACAGGGGUAUCGGCCGACGCCUUCAUUACCGAGCCAAGUAUAUAGAUGGCAUCCAGCGAGUGGGAAUAUGCGGGCAAUGGCAGACGGAUUCGGAAAACCGAAUGGGAUUUGUUUCGCGCCUGAUGAAAACACCGUGUAUGUGACUGAUACGCACGGGUUGCACGGUGAUGGGAGUACAGAUGACCAGAGGGUUUCUUCAAUUUAUGCAUUCGACGUAUCGACCUACCACGGUGAACCCUUUCUUACAAACCGGAGGCUCUUCGCCAUGGCCGAUAAAGGUAUCCCGGACGGGAUUAAAUGUGAUCUAGACGGGAAUGUGUACAGCGGCUGCGGUGACGGAAUCAAUGUCUGGUCUCCUGGCGGCGUUCUGCUCGGACGUAUUCUGAUCGACGGGGGGGGUUGCGAAUUUCUGCUUCGGAAAGGGUGGUGA
Aspergillus nomiae NRRL 13137 is the source of this 915-nucleotide messenger RNA. Its product is annotated as SMP-30/gluconolactonase/LRE family protein. The record is from RefSeq and is a predicted model, not a curated record. NCBI's taxonomy places the organism in Eukaryota, Fungi, Ascomycota, Eurotiomycetes, Eurotiales, Aspergillaceae. The coding region runs from base 1 to 915 and encodes 304 amino acids. The transcript is spliced from 2 exons.